GAUCUCUAGCUCAUAGUUUAGCGUGAGCUUCGGCGCCUGAGGAAAUCAUGUGGCUUAUAGAUCUGUGCUUAGCGGAUCUGCCCACCGGUGUACACUUCCUGAGGUCGAGCCCGUGAUUGUUAUGUAGCUCAAUCGCAUUUACCCAGCGCGAACAAAAGACCUGACCAGUCGACUUCUUCAUUAAUACUUCUUUAAGCAGUAACGACGCCUGUUUUCUCUCGAGCUGCCCUUGAGGAGCAACAUGGACUACACGAGUGCUUUGGCAGUGUAUAAGGAGAUGCUCCUGCUGUACUGUGAAGAGUUUAAGCACUACAUUAACUCGAUGUGUGCUGAUUUGGAGCCAUGGCAGAUCAUCGCAUCAACAUUGGUGUCUACCCUUGCUGCAGUGUGGCUUAAAGGCUUCCUGUUUCAGAAGGAGAGUCUGCUGUCUAGAACCAAGAAGCAGUGCUUUCGAAUCAUCAGAAAAAUUCCAUUUGUUGGCACAUCUAUUCAGAACCAGCUGAACAAGGCACUGGAUGACAUGUCAAUGAGCCUGUGCACGCUGAAGGAAGGAAUGAGCUACACAAAGUGCCUGCCAGCACGGGGACUUACACAGAAGCAAGUCCUAGAGAGCAUCAGGCAGUACCAGUCACUGAAUGAAGUGCAGUGGUCCAAAGGCAAGGUUUCAGGAGCAGUCUACUGGGGAGAUGAAAAGCUUACAGACCUUCUGGUGAAGGUGUAUGGUGAGUUUGCUUGGAGUAAUCCCCUCCACCCAGACAUCUUCCCUGGAGUGAGAAAAAUGGAGGCAGAGGUGGUGCGGAUGACGUGUUCUCUCUUCAGUGGUGGACCUGAGUCAUGUGGCACAGUCACCUCUGGUGGAACUGAGAGCAUUUUGAUGGCUUGUAAAGCAUACAGAGACCUGGCCUAUGAGCGAGGAAUCAAAUAUCCAGAGAUAAUUGCACCAAUAAGUGCCCACGCAGCAUUUGACAAGGCAGCGCACUACUUUGGAAUGAAACUAAUUCAUAUACCUUUGGAUAAGAAAACCAUGAAAGUCGAUGUGAAGGCCAUGAAAAGAGCCAUCUCUAGGAACACAGCAAUGCUGGUGUGCUCUGCUCCUCAGUUCCCUCAUGGGAUCAUAGACCCCAUUGUGGAAGUAGGGAAGUUGGCAGAAAAGUACAACAUUCCCUUCCAUGUGGAUGCCUGCUUGGGUGGGUUCCUUAUAGUGUUCAUGGAAAAGGCGGGGUUCAAGCUGGAGCCAUUUGACUUCCGUGUUAAAAGCGUCACAAGCAUUUCAGCAGACACACAUAAGUAUGGCUAUGCACCCAAAGGAUCCUCAGUGGUGAUCUACAGAGACAAGAAAUAUCGCCACUACCAGUACUUUGUAGCCCCUGAUUGGCAGGGAGGAAUUUACGCAUCUCCGUCAAUAGCUGGUUCUCGGCCUGGUGGUAUCAUCGCUGCCUGCUGGGCCACCAUGAUGCAUAUGGGAGAGAGUGGCUACGUGGAGGCCACCAAGAAGGUUGUUCAAACAGCCCGCAUUAUUGCAGCAGGCAUCCGUAAAGUGGAGGGACUGUUUGUGUUUGGUAAACCAGAAGUCUCAGUGGUGGCCUUAGGCUCCAAUGUAUUUGAUAUCUUCCGUUUAUCCAAUGCACUCACAUUGAAGGGCUGGAAUCUCAAUACUCUCCAGUUCCCAUCUAGCAUCCAUAUUUGUGUAACUAUGCUGCACACACAGCCUGGCAUUGCAGAGCAGUUCAUCAAAGAUGUAAGGGAGGAAGUAGCAGUAAUCAUGAAAAAUCCAAAGGAGAAGACCACUGGAAUGGGAGCAAUCUAUGGCAUGGCCCAGACCAUCCCUGAUCGGUCAAUGGUGACUGAGGUAUCAUGCGGCUUCCUGGACUGCCUCUAUAGCACUGAUGUUAAUAAUGUCCAAAAAAACCAUUACACCAGCAAGAAGAACCACAUGAAUGGGAACUCUAAAACACACUGAGCCUAGUGUGACUGCUGGGGUCUGUGCCUCAUCACAUUUGCAUACGCAUUUUUUUGUCCCAUCAUUUCAAUCACUCAUUUACUUCUUUCCAGUUAACGCACAAGCCAUAUAACCCCAGUCACUUUGGGUAUUUUCUUCAAGGUGAUUUACUGUAGAUAAAUCUGUCCAUAAAUUCUGUGGUAUCAAUGUCAGUGCAGAAGGUUUAGGGACUGUUAGAUUUUAUUAUUUUUUUUGGUUUGAUUUUUUCAAAAAAGUGUGUUUAUAUCUUCAUUUUCUGUUAUAUAGGUCUAUUGACACUUCUCCUCAUGUAUUUCACAUUCCUCCAGCCAUACUCUUGGAGGUAAAUGCUCCAAAUGAGCUCUCAGGUUAUCACUGAUUGAAUCAUUCAUUGAGAUUUAAGUACAAUUACACAAAUCAGUAAAACCUUUUCAAACUUUUUAUUGCUAAUUGCAAGCUAACGUCUUGCAGAGUACAGUUGUCACAGAUAGUGGCCUAAUGCAAGCAAAAAUGGUAAAGUUUUACGUUAAGAAGCUUUUAAUUUCCGUUCUUUGUGCUGGUGUUGAUCACAAUCGGAUAACUGUGCAACUUUAUUAAUGUUACAGAGUAACAUGAAAAUGGGCCGAGCAACAUUUUAGGUUUUUUUUGUGUUUGUUUUUGUUUUUUUAAAAUACAUAUUUUCAACAUCAUCUAAUGAAACUUGAAGGUGUACCUGGAUAACAAAAAAGCUUUUCAGUUUUUUAAUGUUAGAAUUUAUAAUAAUUUCUCAUUUAAUAGGUUGUUUUUAAAAAAUCUUAAAUUAUAAGUGAAAACGAAUUAGAAGAUUUAAAAAAAAAAACGUCUUAAUUCUAAAAUCUCCUGAACAUGAUUUACUGGUAGUUCUGAGAUGGAUCCUGCCCCAUAUUAUGUCUACCUCAGAAUUUGUUCCAACUGUUCUAUAUUUUGAUCCUUAAUAAUCUUUUCUUCUUUAUAAUCACACUUAUUGGCAUAAAUUAAUGGAGAUGUUCUCAUCUUCCAUAUUAAUUAUUCAAUCUACUGGCCACUUAAUACAAUGAGAAAUUGUUUAAACUCCUUGGGAGACGGUUGGGAGGGGGAUAUAUAUUUUAAACCCUUAAUUAAUAUUGGGAACAGUUUUAUAUUUUAUUUACUCAUUAUUUCAAGAAGAUACAUAAUUAACAAUUAUGUUGUUAAAUUUCCUGAACUGUAAAAAGGGAAAGGAGCUCUUGUAUUAGUAGUGAGAUGACAGUGACACGGUACCACUGAAUCAUGACUGCAGACCUCAUCGGCUGUUUAAUUCUGUAUGUAUUCAUAAUGUUUGUGACCACUGUGUGUGUUUUUACAUUAUGCAUCACUAAUAUAGGUUCUCAUAUUUCAAUAGUGUAAUUAUUAUUUUUGUGUACUUAUUGUUUUUUUUUUUUUAAGUGUUGUCACAGGGCUACGACUGUUCUUAACAUCAUCAUAACAUUUAGGUUAAACUGUUUCUGUGAACAAUUCCACUACUUGUAAUAGCAAGAAUAUUUUUCAGUCUUAUUUUCAUAUCCACUAUUUUAUAAUUAAAGCAGAUGUCCCUUUGCCUCCACCAAAACAUUUUAAAGGCACUGAGCCUGGCAAAAUUACUACCUAAAAGAGAGGCACCUUCAUUUUUGAAAGCUGGAGUAUCUAUUGAUCUUCACGGUUAUGAUUUUCUGUGGCUAAUGACCCACACAUGUAUGUCUGUUGGCAGGCGCUAGUGCUAGUGCAGUGUUCAGAUCAGCCUCAGGGACAGGGCCUUUUCUACACCAUACCAUAUCCACUUACCAUUUUAACCUGUUCCAGCAAAAAAUAAAGUUGUAUUUUCAAAAUC
Messenger RNA from Ictalurus punctatus (channel catfish), 3800 nucleotides. RefSeq names its product sphingosine-1-phosphate lyase 1 (gene sgpl1). The transcript has 14 exons. Gene Ontology annotation, biological process: sphingolipid catabolic process; carboxylic acid metabolic process. The record is from RefSeq and is a predicted model, not a curated record. Bases 242 to 1960 code for a protein of 572 amino acids. NCBI's taxonomy places the organism in Eukaryota, Metazoa, Chordata, Actinopteri, Siluriformes, Ictaluridae. Gene Ontology annotation, molecular function: pyridoxal phosphate binding; sphinganine-1-phosphate aldolase activity. Gene Ontology annotation, cellular component: endoplasmic reticulum.